Molecule: messenger RNA, 1592 nt
Organism: Brassica oleracea var. oleracea
Lineage: Eukaryota; Viridiplantae; Streptophyta; Magnoliopsida; Brassicales; Brassicaceae
Exons: 5
Coding region: 139-1365 (408 amino acids)
Biological process (GO): male meiosis II
Source: RefSeq, a predicted model, not a curated record
UCCUAAUCAGAUCAUCGUCCCUACCACGCUCCCCCCCCCCUCCUCAAUUUCGAUGUGCGACUACAGCGAACCAUUUAAACCCGAUCAAAGACCUUGAAACACCCCCCAACGAAAGGAAAUUCAUCUCCAUCUCGAGUUAUGCGUUGCUUUCUAGGCUGUUUCGGUGGCCGGAAGAAUCGCCGGCGUCAGAAACGUAGAGAGUCCGAUCAGGGAAGAGCAAACAAUCUCUCUGUGGAAUAUGCAAAGCCUGUUCAUCUCAGUGAUAGAGUCUCUGCAGUUGAGGAGAUCAUCCCGAAAAGCUCGGUGAUUCCAAUCACUCAAAUUUGUGACGAGAGUCCAAGUCCUAAUAGGAAGAGAGUCACUUUUGACUCCAAAGUCAAAACUCAUGACCACAUUGUAUCACAAGAAUCUGCUGACGAACUCUUGCAAGAGGAGAAACAAGAGGUUGUCCCCGAAGUGAAUCCAAGCAAGGCUGGUGGUCAGUCUUCUUCUGAGAAGAGUGAGGUUGCCUCGAACCCCUCAGGUUCACAUCCUUCAAACUACAGGUACGAGAAUUGCAGAGAAAGCGAUGAUGAAGUGGAGGAGGAUGAGUUAAACUGCGGUGAAAGCGACCUGGAUGAAGAGUUUUAUAGUGAUGAAGCGUUUAGUGAGGAUAAGCUGCAUAAUCACACCAAAGAAGAUGCAAAGCUGAGAAGGUCUGAUGAGAGCGUUGGAGAUGGAAACCACUAUGCACAAGGAGUGCUUAACCCCGUUGAGAAUCUCACUCAGUGGAAAUCCGCUAAGUCCAACGGGAAGACAAUACAGAAACAGUCUCAAAAGGAGAACUCUAACAACCUCAUCUCAGGUCAAGAAGACAAAAAGGAUUCCUUUUCUUUCGGCGCAGACUCUCAGACUGAUGAAACAGCGCUCCAGACCACAGUUGAAUUCAAGAAAGCUGGAAACAAAGAGUUAACUGUUGAUGCUAGCCUUUCAACAUGGCUGUCAACAUCUGAGACGGGCAGCGAAUGCAACAGUGUCUCUAACACACCCGAGAAAAACAAGUCUGCAAGCUACGCAAAACGGGUUAUAAACAGCCAUGACGAUAGACCUGUGCUAUGUGCAUUGACAUCGGAGGAGAUCAAACAGUUCUCGGCUGCUUCUACGCCAAGGAAGUCACCGAGGAAGAGUCAUGAUGAAACACCUAUUAUAGGCACAGUUGGUGGUUACUGGGGUGAUCACUCAAAGGCAGUAGAUAGCGGCGGCUCUGUAUCUUCAUUCAAGGGAAUACCAAACACCACCAGUAAGUACAGAGAGGAUAAAAGCGUGAAUUGGCAUUCAACACCAUUUGAGGCAAGGCUGGAGAAAGCUUUGAAGAGAGAUAAAUAAUGGCGACAUAGUAGAUGGAGUUAGGGAGCUUGAAGGUUCUCUUGGGAAGAGGACAACCUGCAAAGCUGCUCCAUUGGUCUGCCAUCACUCCCCAAACUCUGUAACCAAGACUUGUUAGCCAUGUCCUCUUCUCUGACUUGUAUUGUUUGACUUCCUUUUGUUCAUCUUCUAGCCCCCUGCAUUGUUUUUGGCUUUUAGUACAUUGGUUUGUCUAAUCUGGUUGGAGC